Mobula hypostoma (lesser devil ray) is the source of this 2375-nucleotide messenger RNA. RefSeq names its product ras-like GTP-binding protein RHO. The coding region runs from base 39 to 623 and encodes 194 amino acids. Gene Ontology annotation, molecular function: GTP binding; GTPase activity; protein kinase binding. Gene Ontology annotation, biological process: small GTPase-mediated signal transduction. The transcript has a single exon. NCBI's taxonomy places the organism in Eukaryota, Metazoa, Chordata, Chondrichthyes, Myliobatiformes, Myliobatidae. The record is from RefSeq and is a predicted model, not a curated record. Gene Ontology annotation, cellular component: cytosol.
GCAGCCUGUUGCGGGACGGGAGUCGGAUCCAGCGCACCAUGGCGACGGUGAGGAAGAAGCUGGUGGUGGUUGGAGACGGGGGCUGCGGUAAGACCAGCCUGCUGUUCGUACUGAGCCGGGACCAGUUCCCUGAAGAUUACGUCCCCACCGUGUUCGAGACCUACGUGGCGGACAUCGAGGUGGACGGGAGGCAGGUGGAGCUGGCGCUGUGGGACACGGCGGGCCAGGAGGACUACGACCGCCUGCGACCCCUCUCCUACCCCGACACCCACGUCAUCCUGCUCUGCUUCUCGAUCGACAGCCCCGACUCCCUGUGGAACAUCCUGGAGAAGUGGGUGCCCGAGGUCAGGCACUUCUGCCCCGGCGUGCCCGUGCUGCUGGUGGGCAACAAGAAGGACCUGCGCGCCGACGAGCGGACCCGGCGGGAGCUGGCCCGCAGCAAGAAGGAGCCGGUGCGGUGGGAGGAGGGCCGGGCCGUGGCCGAGAAGAUCGGCGCCCACGCCUACCUGGAGUGCUCGGCCAAGACGAAGGACGGCGUCUGGGAGGUGUUCGAGACCGCCACCCGGGCCACGCUGAAGGUAUCGCGGAGCGGGUGCUUCGACUGUCACUGCGUCCUGCUCUGAGCAAACACGGAGGGGCAGAACCCCUCAAUUCAAUGCAGGACGGAGAAGGCAACCCCCCCACCAGACUGAGGACAAUAUAUUUGUGUGGGCAGUAAAGGUCGAGAGACAACAGGGCGUGCAAAAGCUGAGAUGAUCUCUCCGCAAGAAAGAGACUGAAAUAUUUUCCAGCUGAUAUUUAACCCCAACUGUUGAGUUUAACAACUCUUCAUUUCUUUAUUUCUGUUUUGCCGAAUGACGAACAGACGGGGUGGUGUGCAGGCUGUUAAUGUGCCCAGAUUGUUGGGGAAGUUGAUCAAGCCGGCGAUUAUCGUUAGCUGCUGAGAUCGGAGGAGUGGGGAGGCGAGCGGUGUGGGGAGGGGUCUGCUAUUGGAACGGCAACCUUCAAAGUUUCAAAGUGAAAUUAUUAGCGAAGUACGUAUGUGUCAUCCACGCUGAGAUUAAUUUUCGUGCAGGCAUGUACAGGAAAAUAAAGAUACAAUAGAAUUUAUGGGGGGAGGGAAUAUAUGUAAACAAGGACCAACCAAUGUGCGAAAGAAGGCAUUGUGUAAAUUUAAACAAAAGAUAAGUCUGGGGCAGAUGUUCUAAAGUUUAACAUCUCUGUAAAGUUUAAAGUUUGUGGAAUCAGUUCCGAGUUCACAGCCCUUGAUUGACCCCCUUGGCUUUCGAAUCAUAGAACCUUAGAAAUCUACAGCGCAUUACAGGCCCUUCGGCCCACAAUGUUGUGCCGACCACGUAACCUGCGCUAGAAACAGCCUAGAAUUACCCCACCGCAUAGCCCUCUAUUUAUUUCGAGGCCGAGCCUAUCCUUUCCGCCUCUGUUCCUUCUCAGGAGGCCAGAGGAGAGAGAAGCAGUUAAUGCUUCGGGUCGAGGAGCCUGACGCAUCCCCGCUCCUACCCCCCCACGGAGUCACUCCCUGGCUGGCCGGCAGCAUCGUCUGUGCUUUGGACUCAAAAUCUGCGGGUGCUGGAAAUCUCAAAUAAAAACAGACGUGGUAGGAAAUAGGAUGUCAAAGGUCACCAUUAAUAUGAGCUUAGUCGGUUAAGAACUCCGUACAACACCACGGGCCGGUACCGUUUAUGAAGGCAUUUAUCACAGACCAGGAUUAGAGUCAGCUGGACAAGUUUUGUGUGCUGUACAGUUCUGUAAAACUUUUGAGACUGCCGGGAUCGGUACUUGAGGUAACUGCAGCUGCUCUGGCGUUCAGAGGGAGAGAGGGGUUGUGGUCCUGGGGUAGCCAGCGACCUUCUCCAAAACAAAUGCGCUCAGGGCUGAACGAGUGGAGGGAGCUCCCCGAAGUUCUGGGAGAGGGAGGGGAAAGAGGCGCGAAAGCCCAUGACCCGGUGUGCUCUUUUCUGCCACGGUCUGAGAUCGGGUCAGUUUUUUGCAUUUAAAUCGCCCUCUGACUUUGGGUGAUACAUUACACCUGGCUGCGAUGUGUUUUAUUUUGCGCGUGUUUAGAGUUCAGGAAAUACUUUGCAUGUUUUUAAAAAAAAAUCCAGCCGCAACGAUUAAUUGUUACUUAGUGAGAACCCCGGGACUAAAUCUCUGAUACCUGAAUGUUAGUUUUGAAAAUUAUUUAUUUGAAAUGUUAUUUAAAAAUUAUUUUGGAUGUAGAUAAUGUAAAAUAAUUUUGUUUUUGACUGAAUAUGGGGGAAAAACAAACUUUUUAAAGUUGCUGAAAAGGAAAUAGACUUUAUACUGACCUUUGUUUAAUGCAAAUGAUUCGGUUUUGCAUUAAAUUAAAACUUGAA